Molecule: messenger RNA, 2490 nt
Organism: Polyodon spathula (Mississippi paddlefish)
Lineage: Eukaryota; Metazoa; Chordata; Actinopteri; Acipenseriformes; Polyodontidae
Gene: pot1
Product: protection of telomeres 1 homolog
Exons: 20
Coding region: 157-2433 (758 amino acids)
Biological process (GO): telomere capping; regulation of telomere maintenance via telomerase
Cellular component (GO): nuclear telomere cap complex; chromosome, telomeric region
Molecular function (GO): G-rich strand telomeric DNA binding; telomerase inhibitor activity
Source: RefSeq, a predicted model, not a curated record
UGUGUAUUGCCUGUCUGUGAACUCCAACCUGCAGUGGCGGUCAAAAGAAAGAGGGAUUUUUUUCACAUGUAAACUACCAAGCUGUUACAUAGCAAGCGCUGUCUGGCAGUUCACCCUUCAGAACAGUAGUAGGCUGGGCUAUUGAGAGCAAAAGACAUGCCUGUACAUAUGCUCAGUGAAGCAGGUGGUAGGGUUGAAGCACAGAUACCAAACCACCUGCAAAGAAUUGAAAUAAAGAAACUGACUCUUGAUUCAGAAUAUGAGGACAAGUAUGUUAAGGGACAGGUUGUUCUGAAAUAUCCAUUAAAUGUGUUGCCAAAUGGUAGACAGAUUCUCAAGGCUGUAAUUCAAGAAUAUGUAACUCAGCAGUCAUCCUCUGGGAUAAUGUCAAUCAAUGCCUAUUUCUUUGACACGCUGGCAAAAGAUUUUUCAGAUGCUGUCAAACAAGGGGGCAUUGUUGUGGUAACUGGCUUCAGUUUGAUCAGGUCACCGACUGCUAAUAAAGAUAAGAGACACCCCUGUCAACUGGAACUUUUUGAGGAAAAAAAAGCAACAGUUUAUGUUCAGAUUCCAAAAUACAUAUAUGUUCCACUGAAUGAACUCAAACCUGGAGUAGUUGUAAAUGUGUAUGGAGUUGUGACAUACUAUAAACAUCCAUUCCCGACCAAAGGGACUGAUUAUUGCUCAGCAGUAACUAUUAUGGAUCAAUCGGGAAGAAAGCUGUCAUGCACACUAUUCAGUGACAGAUUAGAGGCACUCCCCCAAAUCUAUAAAAUAGGAGACAUUGUUCGGCUCCACAGAAUAAAGACGGAGCGAUUCCAGGGUGAACUAAAGGGGGUGACAAGUGCAGGCUUUUCCGCUCUGACAUUUGAUGGAAGAGUGGGAGGUCCAGUAAAUCCACGGACAGGAAGCAAGUCAUACCACUUUGCAGAGGAGGACGAGAGGAAGGUUGAAAUGUUGCGCCAAUGGGCUGCCAGUCGAUGUGCUCCCUCUGAACAAAAUCUGUCUACAGUUCAGCCUAAGCAGUUUUUUGACUUGACAUGCCAGCUUGUGGCAAAAGCAGAGCUGGUCAAAUCUGUACUUUUAAAGGUCUGGGAUGGAACAAAAUGCUCUCAUCCAGUUUGGAAGGCACUUGAAGAGGAGGACAACCUUGAAGGAAAUGCUGUUCUCCUGUCCGAGUUACAGAAUCUGACAGUUGAUGUUCUGGUCUAUGAUAACCAUAUAGCAGUGGCCAAAUCCUUAAAGCCAGGAGCUUAUCUGCGAAUCAAUAAUCUCCAUGCAAAGUUCCACGCUUCCACUGCUAAAAAGCAAACCUCAAAUGAAAAUCGUCUGCAAUUUCACCUUCAUGGAGGAACUAUGUAUGGCCGAGGGAUCCAAAUCUUGCCAGAGGACAGUUAUGACGUACGGGAACUAAAAAAGAAGCUGGAAUCGGCAGAGGUUUGUGUUCAUCCCAGUGUAAGCGAUUCAGUUUUACUGGACUUCUCAAUAAGCAACAGCACAUUACAUGAACAGCUGGAACAAUGUCGACAAGAAUCUGCAACAGUGCUUACUGCUCAUCAUCAUAUGAAGAUAACAUCACUUAACGAUGUUAAGAAUUGCAAAUCUCCUCAGAAGUUUCGGAUCAGGGCCAAGCUAAAAUCUUAUGAACCAAAAAGCUUGUGUCAGUCUGUGAAGCAUUGCUGUCCCAAGUGCGGGAUCCUGCAGGAAAUCCCAGAUGAUGAGAGCGUUGCACAUCUGUUUCAAGACGCCUCAACCAGACCUCUCAAUUUAAACCUGCACAAUGCUUUCUGGUACAAGACUGCUGUGGGGUGUACAAAGAACAAACAACAGAUUGCUUUCCACUUUCUUGAGGAGGAUGAUUGGGAAAAAGAUGCAGAAAAAACAUCGGUUAUGGUAGAGAGAGCCUCGCUGAGAGAAAUCUUUCAACUUUCAAGAAGAUUCGGAAACAUCAUUCCAGUUACAUCGUCUGAAGAACAGCUGACUUUAUUAGAUCUUUCAGCUCCUUUUCUCAUCCAAGGAAAGAGAUGGCAUUACGGGUGCAAAAACUGUUCCAGUGUUACAGAUGUUAGACCUCUUCAUCAGUUUGUUCAGCAAGAGUCAUGGGAGGCUGAAACCAUAGCACAAAGUUUAGGUAUCCAGUUACUUCAGCAUGUUUUCUUUAUGAAGUUGGAGUUGGAUGAUGGAACCGCUUGUUUGGAUGCAAUACUAUGGCAUGAUGCUGAGAAGUUCUUCAGAAGUCUUGCUUCAGAAGCUGAAGUAAAUGUGGCCCUCCAAGAAAAGCUGCAGCGGACAAUGAAAACACUCUGCCCACCCGGAACAGGCUUUGAUGAACUUCCCUGGCUUGACUGUUGCAUUAAGACGUACUCCACUGAAGAUGGUGUUUUCAAUGAAAUAUUUGACACUGUGGUUGCAGAAGAAAGACAUUUUAUUUAACUGUUGAAUAACUGUUAUAAUUGAAGAAAAUGUAUUUUUGUAUUGUAUUUUCUUUUC